Messenger RNA from Amborella trichopoda, 1888 nucleotides. Its product is annotated as E3 ubiquitin-protein ligase XB3. Gene Ontology annotation, molecular function: protein binding. Lineage: Eukaryota; Viridiplantae; Streptophyta; Magnoliopsida; Amborellales; Amborellaceae. The record is from RefSeq and is a predicted model, not a curated record.
CUCCCUCCCUCCUCUCUCUCUCUCUCUCUCUCUCUCUCGUCAAAAACCUUACAAAACAUUAAAAAAAAAAAACUGGGUUUUUGGUGUUGAAAUUCGGAGGAAAAGCUUCAUAAGUCCCCAUUAAUGGAGGGACAAAGAAGAGCAUCAAAACCCAUUUAAUUGUUAUUGAAAAGUGUAUAUAUUUAGUGAGAUAUUUUAGGUGCUCUAAGAUUUACAGAGGAGUUUUUGGGAAUGGGUCAGAAGCUUAGUUGCAGGGUCAGUCCAGAGCAUGUUCUCUUCACUGCUUCACAACAAGGGGAUGUGGAGAUGGUUGAGGCUCUUUUAGAGAGAGAUCCAUCCCUUCUUUCUCAGACCACAGUCUAUGAUAAGCUCUCUGCUCUUCAUAUUGCAGCUGCAUGUGGUCAGAUCCAGGUUCUUUCUCUGAUACUGGAUCGAUCGGUUCAUCCUGAUCUUCUUAAUCGUCAUAAGCAGACGCCACUGAUGCUGGCAGCAAUGCAUGGGAAGAUUGAAUGUGUGCAGAGGCUCCUUCAAGCUGGUGCAAAUGUUUUGAUGUUUGAUUCAAUUCAUGGGCGCACCUGCCUACACUACGCAGCCUAUUUUGGCCAUUCGGAUUGCCUGCAAGCAGUUCUCUCUGCUGCCCAUUCCACUCCUGUGGCAGAUUCUUGGGGUUUUGCGAGGUUUGUGAAUGUUCGGGAUGGUAAGGGAGCAACUCCGUUGCACUUGGCAGCGAGGGCGAGACAUCCUGAGUGUGUCCAUAUGCUUUUGGACAAUGGAGGUCUUGUUUGUGCUUCAACUAGUGGCUUUGGGUGUCCAGGGAGCACUCCUUUGCACUUAGCAGCAAGAGGGGGCAGUUUGGAUUGUGUUAGAGAAUUGCUUGCUUGGGGUUCAGAUCGGCUCCAUAGGGAUUCGUCUGGGAGGAUACCAUAUAUGGUGGCAUUGAAACAUGGCCAUGGAGCAUGUGCAGCCCUGUUAAAUCCCACAUCAGCGGAGCCACUGGUUUGGCCAUCCCCAUUAAAGUUCUUUUCUGAACUUAACCCAGAGGCAAAAGCCUUACUAGAGGAAGCUCUAAUGGAGGCAAACAGAGCUAGAGAGAAAGACAUCUUGAAGGGAACAGCUUAUUCAUCCCCAUCUCCUGAACAUACUGAUGAGAAUCUUGAAGAUGAUACAUCUGAGGGGGAGGCAGAAUUGUGUUGCAUAUGCUUCGACCAGGUGUGCACAAUCGAGGUGAGAGAUUGCGGGCACCAAAUGUGUGCCCAUUGCACGCUUGCACUCUGCUGCCACAACAAACCAAACCCCUCCUCCUCCACCACCCACUUUCCCACCCCUGUCUGCCCCUUCUGUCGGUCCAACAUAGCCCAGCUCAUUGUCGCAAGAGCCACAAAAAUAACAGAGGAUCCCUCAAAGCUCAGGAGAUCCUUUAGAAGGUCACGGAACUUUAGCGAGGGGAGCAGCAGCUUAAAGGGGCUGUCAUCAGCAAUGGGAUCAUUUGGGAAGAUGGGCAAAGGUUCCGGAAGGAUUGUGGAUGGUGGGGAUUGGACCAACAAGCCUUGACAUAUGGCGGUCUAUAGUUCGACAGGGCUGAAAAAGAAUGAAGAUAGAAGCAAAUUACUUCAGAGGUUGGGAAUGGAGUGGGAAGAGAUUUUUCUUUAGUUUGUGCAGAUUAGUGCGGUUCUUGGGAUCUAUGGAAUUGUGUGGGUUCUAAGCCUUCAUGUAGGUGAGAGCUGAAAUGUGUAUGUUGUUUUACUCAAUUACGUCGGGAAUCCGGUGUUGUUUUGUUCAAGGCAAUUUCUUGGAAUUUUGUUGGGUUUCACUUGAAAUUCAGAUGUUUUUUGGGGUUAUAUCGGCACUUGGAUGCAGUUAAAGUGAAAAUAAUUACGCAUUCUAAUCA